AUGCUGACCGUCUCACUAGAUCCUCAAGAAAUGUUGCAGACGUUGGAAUCGAACGUUCCCUCCAGUGAAGUGAAGUUGCAACACAUUCAAGCUCUCAAAACACAUAUCAAAAAGGAUUCCAUCAACUUGGAUGAAGUUCCCAUGUACCUCCAUAUUAUUAUGAAAGGACUUGAAAUCAGGGAACACGGAAUUUCAAAUGUGAGUUUCAACGCUUUAUCUUACUUAAUUAAACGAGUCAGCGUUCAAGAUAGAUCAGGCAAAAUUCUCAAAGACCAAAGCUUUUCAAUACUUCCAGUUCUCGUCAAUAAGUUAGGAAGUGAAAAUAUGGUGGUUGCAAAGAAAGCUCUCGAAGAUUACUGGCUCAGCACACCGGAAGAAGUGGAAAAUGCUGUAAAUGAAGCUUUAUUCACGUGUAUGAAUUUGCAAAUAACAAUUGAGGCCAUUCGAUGGAUGGAACAGAUUGUCAGAAAUGUCAGUCUGAUGUUUAAUGUACGGUUUUUUGUUCCUAAUAUUGUCAAGCUGUUGUCGAAUAAUCGAGACAAUCAGGAGUUGAUUGAAAGUGUCGGUGAGUUGUUCAACCUGUUUCUACAAAAUUCAACUAGUCCACAAAUAAAUCAGUAUUUAGAAACUCAGUGCAAGUCGCACAAUAUUGGCAAAAGGAUAACCAAUGCAAUAAUUCCUCGAAGCAGGCCUGGCAGUUCUGAAUCUGCCUCAAGUCGACUGCUGGAAAAGAGAGACGUCAAAUUCAAAAGCAUAGAGAGGAAUGCAGAAGCAGAUGCCAACUACUUCUCAGUCAGCUUAUCCAACCUUUUGAAUAAAGCUAGCUACGAACUAGCCACAUCGAUAAAGCCCAAAGAUGUUUCCGAUGGAGCUGAACUUCACCACAUUUUCGAAUCGUAUUACCAUUGCUUUGAAGGUAAAGAAGGUGAACUGAACUGGAAAAAAAGAGAGCAUUACAUUGUAGAGACUCGGAUGAUUCUACGUGGAAAUGCAACUACUAAUUUCAAGGACGAUUUAAUGUCAUGUUUGAGGGCAUUUGCUAAUCCCAUAUGCAAAGGUGCAAGUUCCCUUCGCACAACUUUAUGCACGCACAGUUGUCAAUUGGUUAAGGAAUGUGCCAUUAUAUUGAAGGCUGAAUUCGAACCAUGUGCUGACAUGCUUUUCCCAACACUCAUGAAGCUAUGCCUAUCAACAAAGAGUAUCACCUCAACUAAUGCACACAUGGCAAUGUCUGCCUUAUAUGCUAAUUUACACUGCAAUAACAAAUUAUUUCAACGGAUAACUCAAUCUAUGGAUGAACCUAAUUUCAAACCACGUUCAUUCUCUGCGAUUUGGAUGCAGAUAUUGCUUUUGAGAUAUGCUUUGAAUCACGCAUUUUUCAAUGGCCAUUAUGGACUAGCAAUUGAUACAUGUAAUAAAUUGUUGAUUAAGUUGUUGAAAGAUGCAAAUCCAAAUGUUCGUCAAGUGUCGAAAGAUUGUUACUGGUGCUUUUCAAAGGUUUUCCCUAAUGAAUCAGAUGCUUUGAUUACAAGGUUUGAUGCAAACACCAUUCGUGCAUUGGAAAGAUCACAACGAGAAUUAGGACCAUCGGCAACUACUACGAGAAAAUUGUCCACCAAAGCUUCUGCACCUCCAUUGAGAGAGUCCACAUGGGACAGAAUUAAGGAGCUGCAACAAAGCAAGGCAACAUCUCGUUCAGUAUCUCGAGAAUCUAAUCCAGGACCAUCUAUUACUUCUUUACCUAGUCAAGGUAGGCUCCCUAAACCAGAAAAGCAAGCUUUGAAGAACGAGUCAAAUAGACCAACACCAAGGGCGUCAAGCUGGAAUGCUCCUCAAAAGGAACCAGCUCCUCUUGUUGAAAGGGCAAGAAGCAGAACAGAAGUGUUUACUAAAUCCCCCGUGGAUAAAGAGGAAGUAGCGUUGGUUCGACAUUCUGCUUCUGAGCCACCAGCAGAAUCGUCAAGGGUAUUUUCAAAAGAUCAAGAUCCGAUGAUUGAAUUUAUGUCAUCUAAAAGUACGAACGAUUUAAUUGAAGGUGUGAAUUUGUUGAAAUACGCAAUAAUCAGCAAAGAAGAUGUCUCUAAUGCCCACGCAUUGAAAAGUCGUUUAAGAUACAUUUCAGAAAAAGAUCCCAUGGCUUUGAAGCAAUUAUUCUCGUCAAAUGACUAUGUUUUCAAAACUGCAGCAAAGCUAUUUUCACUAGAUGAUUUUGUUCGUGUGUGCUCAAUAAUAUUUACAGAAAUUGAUCAACGAGUCUAUGAACUAAUGACUUCAAAUGUUGGUUUUGACAAAUUUUAUAAUGCUGAGGUGCAAUUGCUAAGUACAGUGAUUGAUUCCCCCAACAUACCAGGGAGCAGUGCCUUCAAGUUCUUGGUUUCAACUUAUCAAUUUAAAAUAGCCAAACUGAUAUUUCAAACGUUUCUGAUUGCUCUUACCAAAACCACUUUUACUGAUGUUCAAUUUGGUGAACUUUUUCAAGAGCUUGUUAGACUGAUUGUGGUUUUGAAAGGUCUGGAGGCAUAUUUUGACUUGAAGCAAUUAUUUUGCCAGCUUUACGCCAUUGACUCGAACAGGUUUACUCAAUUGUUGGAUGAAGUUGAGUUUGCUAUGAAGGAUGAGGUGGAACUUAUUGUGGGCAUUGAUAGCACGGUGCUUCUUGAAAACCCCUUGGAUCACUCAGUCUUUGAAAUGACUGAAGUCAACCCCGGUAGCAUAAAAGACGACUUUGUACCUCAAUCCGCAGAAGAUGGCUUUACUAUGGUUGUUCCGAAGUUGCGAGAUAAUACAGCUGAGAAUAGGAACUUUAAUAGCUCCCUUGGGGAAAUUACGGAAGCUGGCGAGGAUGAUCAUAUGAUGGUUGAUGGGAAGAAUGCGCUGCAUCUGUCCGACAAAGAGAAGUCAUCAACACCAGUCGUGAAUGUAUCUCAUCCAGAGGGUGAGAGUAUUGAAGACGAUUCUAUAUUGAAGGGAAACCGCCCGUUCAAAUUGGUUAAAUCGUCUCCUUCCGAGGCAGUUUCAUAUUCUGAGCCAGAAGUUAAUAAUAAACCGCACGAUGAAUUAAUUGAGGAUAUGGCCCUGAUACACAUUGAAAAUCCUACAACUCAGUCUAAAAAAUCUCUGGAUGCAAUGCAAACCAUGAUUGAUAGAGUGGAUCCGUUGAACUCACGUGCUAAGAAGAAUAAAAAGAUAAAUAUUUACGAAGAUUUUAAACUUCCAACCAGCCGUUCCAGAAAUGAGAAAAAUACGGAGAACGUGAUAUAUUACUCCCAGCUUUUUGGUAAGGGACUCGGUGGUAACUCCUUAGCCAUUGAUCAAUUCAACAGUUGCUGUGAUAUAAUUGCACUGAUUGCAAAUGUGGAGGAAAAAACACCAUCCAUAGAAUCAGUAUCCCAAUCUAUUGCUUCAUUGAGUGCCAUGAAUUUUGAAUUUAGAGAGUAUUUUUUGACGAAUGGAAAGCAUAGGUUGACGAAAUCAUUAUGGGAAUAUUUUGAGCUUGGUUUCCAGUACGGGGCAAGACCGAUGACAAUGUUAGAGGUUAUAAAUGGGUUAUAUCUUCUCAAGCUUUUACUGCGUUAUGAUGAAUUGAUGGAUGCUGAAAAGAUAUUCCAAGUGAUGGGAUACACUUGCAAGUUUAUAAACAAAGUUUGUGAUGAAGUUUAUUUUAUUUGGACUGAAAUCUUAACACUGAUCAUCAAAUAUGGAAGCAAUACAAGCAACGAGCAAUAUCCAUUGAAGACAAGGUUUGAAAGAAUUGUAAUGGAGUAUCUUGAGAAUACAGCAGGCUCUAAUUUGAAUUUCAAUAUGGCUCAUUUAUGUUUGUACUUUUUAUCAGCGACAUCAAUUCAAGAAACUGACUUGAGUGAAGAAAAAUUGUGUCAAAUGGAUAAGCUUUUAGGCAGGUUCCUUAGCAGUGAGGAGGCGGAACUUCGAUAUUCAGCCACUAUUUGCUAUAGUAGCAUAUUGAAGAAUGAUACAUUGAAUCCCGAACAGAAGCAGGUUUUGGAUAGGUUGAAAUCGAGAUAUCCAAUUUCGAAACAAAGGCUUAUUGAAGAGUACAGUAAGUAA
This is a messenger RNA of Lodderomyces orthopsilosis Co 90-125, 4065 nucleotides long. RefSeq lists its product as uncharacterized. Gene Ontology annotation, biological process: mitotic spindle assembly; astral microtubule depolymerization. Gene Ontology annotation, molecular function: microtubule binding. Bases 1 to 4065 code for a protein of 1354 amino acids. The transcript has a single exon. Gene Ontology annotation, cellular component: mitotic spindle midzone; cytoplasmic microtubule; spindle microtubule. The record is from RefSeq and is a predicted model, not a curated record. NCBI's taxonomy places the organism in Eukaryota, Fungi, Ascomycota, Pichiomycetes, Serinales, Debaryomycetaceae.